Messenger RNA from Rubroshorea leprosula, 607 nucleotides. The record is from the annotation of a GenBank genome assembly. NCBI's taxonomy places the organism in Eukaryota, Viridiplantae, Streptophyta, Magnoliopsida, Malvales, Dipterocarpaceae.
GUCAAUCACAUUCUUCUUCACCAACUUUCCGAACAAUUGGAACCAAGAACAAAUUUGGUGAGCUUUUAGAAGCUAUGGCAGGGUUGUAGAGAUCUAUUUCCAAACAAGAAAGAUAAAUCUGGCAGACAUUUUGGGUUUGUCAAGUUUCAAGACAUGGAAAAUGCUAGAAUGCUAGAGAGGGAGCUAGACCAGAUCAAUGUCAGAGGAGUUAAAAUCCACAUGAAUCUAUCGAGGUUCGAAAGACAACCAAAGAUGCAGAAGGGAGAAGACCAGAAUAGCGCAGAUAAGGAAGGUGACCAGAAGAAUGUAGAUAAGGAAGGCAUAAUGGAAGCAAACAGACAAGCAAGAUGGUUUUAUGCAGAUGUUCUCAAAGGAUUAAAGACAAGUGAACUUGUGAUCAACAAGGUUGUGGUUGUAGAGCAAACAAAGAACCAUACAGAAAAUGUCAGGACAAACAUUCCUAGAACGAAAGAUAGAAGGGAAUAGAGAGCAAAAAACAAAACUCCAGAAUGGAAAGGAUGGGAAUUCAAUGUUGAGGAAGCAGAAUUUGAAUGGGUGAAAGGCAGUUAUGUAGGAACAGCCAGGGCAAUAGAAUUAAUCCUAACAA